Molecule: messenger RNA, 2073 nt
Organism: Anoplophora glabripennis (Asian longhorned beetle)
Lineage: Eukaryota; Metazoa; Arthropoda; Insecta; Coleoptera; Cerambycidae
Exons: 2
Coding region: 135-1574 (479 amino acids)
Source: RefSeq, a predicted model, not a curated record
UAUAAUAAAGUAAUUGUUAUAUUUUCUCUUCAUUUAUGAUAAUUUACAAUGGGUAAAAAGUAGUAGGCUUUGUUUUAUCUGUAAUAUUUGACAUUUUCUCCAAAUUUAUUCAGUGCUCUUUUCAUAACUUCAAAAUGCAACACCCAUUUAGUCAAUUGCAUAAUGAAACUGAAUUCAGCGAAGAUUCUUAUAGUGAUGAAGAUUAUAGAACAUACGAACUAAAUUAUCCCUGUUGCAAAUGUGUAGGAAGAGAAGACCAGUAUAACGAUCCUUACAGCAAAACUUUGGAAAAAGAAAGACCAAUCAAUUGUCCCUGUUGUACAUGCUUUGGAAGAAAGGCAGAAAAACCAAAAGUCAAAGGCAAAUUUGGACUGGCAUAUGCUGUGCAGACUCCAAAAGACAAUUCUUUCAAACCACAAGGUUGGCAAAUCGAAUUCCAGGAUACACCAUCACAAAUAGACCGUAAUUGUGAAAAGAUGUUAAAAUGGGCUACAUGUCCUCCGCUCGGCGAGUGUAAUACUAACAUGGAAGCAAAUUUCUUAUGGUGUCCAGGUGAAUUUAAAGAAGUUUUGAAUACUAACAAAACAAAAAAAUAUAACUAUGAACAACAAUCUAUAGAAAAUUACUGCCUUAUCGAAAUACCAAAAGUGAUGCACUUUGCUAUAGAACCAAAAGAGGCAACAUGCGUCUGUCAGUCAAAUUGUGCAAAAAAAGAGAAAAGAAACAAACCCCCAGAGCAACAAUGUGUGUGUGCCACAAAAAAUAGAACUUGCUGUGAAUGUAGAAGUUCCAAAAAUGAUGACACUUAUUUGCAGAAACAGUUGGACAGGUUCAUGCUUUGUAGGAAUUGUUACAAUGGAUUGACAAAAUGCACAUGUCAAGAUGAACCAUCAGAUAAUGUAUGUAAUUAUGGGCAGAAACAGCUAAAAUACAAAUACUAUCGCCCUAAAAAUACGAACCGUGAAAGUGAACGAGAUACUUUGAAUAUUUGUAAACAUUGUCAGAAAUCUAAAAAUUACUAUUCCACUAUUGAAGACCGUAUUUGUCCAGUUUGCGGUAAAGUUUUGAAAAAAAAUUGUCAUAUUAAAGAAAACUGUACCUGUGAAUUGUGUGAUGAAUCAUUGGACUAUAUACCUAAACGAGAGCUAUGUUCGAAGAAAAUAUGCAAGCAAACCAGAGACUGUUCUUCACAGAUCAAGGCAAAGGAUGUUAGUAAGUCAGAAAGUCAAGCUAAGCGGGAGAGUGGCCCAAAAACAGUUGAAAAUAAAGUACUUCCUGCUGAUAACAAAAUUGAAAAAAUACCUACUGAAAAUAAGGUGCCUGAACAACAGAGCCCAAAACUAGAUAGUGAGCUUGAGAUAAAAAAUGAAAUCAAGGACGAAUCAAAACCAGAAAGCGAACAAGAAGUGUCAGUGCAGGAUUUGAUAGUUUUUGAUGACGAACCUAAACCAGAAUCAAAAAAACCAAAAAAAUUUUCGACUAAAGCUAACGACGACGAACCUUCAUUAUUAGAAAGAAUUAAGCAGGCUCAUCAUAAACAGAUGCAUGAGAUUCAUCCUGAGAUUCCUCUGUAAUUUGAAAUGUUUUCUAUUGAUAUAUGUAUAUGUACAUUUGUUUUUUAAUAAAUGUGUAUUCUACUCGUGCAUUGUAUCCUGAAUGUCUCAAAAAAAAUCUUCCAGAUUUUAUUCUAUUUGUAUGGUUCUCAGGCUAUUGCUGCUGGUUGAUCUUGGUUAUGAGAAUAUCUCCAAAAAAUUCCCUAUUACUCCUGUUUAUGGUGAUGGGAAUUUUCUUAGGAGUGUUGCCAUCUAGUAUUCUCAUUUCUAAGUUUAAUUGAUUGCCAAACUAUAAAUGUGUAAGUAAAACUACAAGUAUAUUCCCAAGCACAGCUACAUUUUCUGUCAUUUUGUUGUUUUUUCUUUAGGAAUUUAUCGACUUAGAAACAUCGAAGUGGCUAAUUAUCUCCUUAAAUACUGCACAUAUUAUUUUUAAAGCAUACAAUGAUUAAUAUAAUGGAACUAUCAUUUUUUUUAUUCACUGGAAAUUCUCGUCUGUUAAACUACUACUUGUACCCUU